AUGGAAGGGAAAAAAAUAUUUGGAAGAUACGAUAGAAUCGAGAUUUCAGAUAUUAUCUUCGAUAAAAUCAAUGGAGCUCUCAAUGAAGCUCGACUCCGAUACAAAGCAUAUGUUGCAACUCUUUGUUCUGUUCUCAGUGCUAUUCUAAAUUCUAAGGAUCUUGAUGAAGGCUGCAACGGCAUUGAUGACAAAAAGGCUUCCUUACUAAUGAUGAACUUCACUAUUGAGGAAGUCAAGUUUGCAAUAAACAAACUUGGUGAAGAUGCUCCUGUGAACGAACUUGUAGAUUUCAUCUUUGCUGCUCAGUUAGCUAAUGCAGAUGAUAAAAGAAUCAAUGUUGAAUUUCAGAAAAAGGAUAUGCUUAUUGUAAUUGCAGAAAAACUAUGGAGUGGGCUUGAACAUUUUGUAUUUGAUUGGUUGAUCAAUGCUGACAGGGUUGUAAGUCAGGUUGAAUAUCCUUUGUUGGCUAAUUUGAGGGGGCUCUUUCUAGACCUAGUUGCACAGCUUGUGGGUGCUUUAUCACAGAUGAGGGUAGUUGGAAAGGGUUGCAAGUUAGUUGGAUGUGGUACUGUUGUACCUAUUCUUGAAGUUUCUAAUGAUGAUCUUUCUAACAUUGUUGACACAAAUGAUGAAUGGAUAUCUGUUUGA
Molecule: messenger RNA, 648 nt
Organism: Lactuca virosa
Lineage: Eukaryota; Viridiplantae; Streptophyta; Magnoliopsida; Asterales; Asteraceae
Source: the annotation of a GenBank genome assembly